AUGGCAACCCACGACUCCCUCAUCCCACAGCCCAAACCCCUCGGCGAAGCGCCCCGCGACCUCGCCACCAUCGCGGCGCAAGAAACCGCCCACACACUCCCGUACUGGAACGCAACGGUAGCCUUCGAGCUCGGAAUCGCGCUACGAACGCGGCUGCUCUCGUUCAACAAGCCAGCCGUAGUGCACAUCUCGACAAUCCACACGCCAGCCCACGUGCUCUUCCACAGCGCGACGCGCGCGGGGACGACGCCAGACAACGACGUGUGGGUGGCGCGGAAGCGCAGCGCGGUGGUGCGGUGGCAGGUUAGCACGUGGCAGCUGCACAACCGGUUCGCGGGGGACGAGCAGCAGUUUGCGGUCAAGAUGGGGCUUGGGGAGCGCGCGGCCGAGUAUGCUAUCCAUGGGGGUGGGGUGCCGGUUUUUGUCCAAGGGGUGGAGGGCCCCGUUGCUGUCGUUGUGGUUAGUGGACUUAAGCAGUGGGAUGAUCAUCAGGUGAUUAUCGAGGAGUUGGAGGGUUUGGUGCAAGGGUUGCAGAGGAAGGGGUGA
Messenger RNA from Ascochyta rabiei, 546 nucleotides. RefSeq lists its product as uncharacterized. NCBI's taxonomy places the organism in Eukaryota, Fungi, Ascomycota, Dothideomycetes, Pleosporales, Didymellaceae. Gene Ontology annotation, cellular component: TRC complex. The transcript has a single exon. The record is from RefSeq and is a predicted model, not a curated record. Gene Ontology annotation, biological process: post-translational protein targeting to endoplasmic reticulum membrane. Bases 1 to 546 code for a protein of 181 amino acids.